GCGAGUCUUGAACAUACCUGGAGAAGACGAGGCUCGUUAGCAGUUAGCUGCCUAUCGACUGCUAUUAAAGAUGCAACUGGCUUUAAGUAAAACGUUCGGUCAGAAGCCAGUAAAAUUUCAGUUGGAACAAGAUGGGGAUUUUUACAUGGUUGGAUCGGAGGUUGGAAACUAUUUACGCAUGUUCAGAGGCUCUUUGUAUAAAAGAUACCCAUCUUUAUGGAGGAGGCUGGCGUCUGUGGAUGAACGGAAAAAAAUUGUGGCAUCAUCACACGCCACGAGUGUUACCCUGUUGAAGGCAUCAGAAUGCGAAGAGAUCUUUGAGGGCAAUGACGAGAAGUACAAGGCAGUGUCCAUCAGCACAGAGCCCCCAGCUUACCUCAGAGAGCAGAAAGGAAAGAGGAGCAGUCAGUGGGUCCCCACGCUUCCCAACAGCUCUCACCAUCUAGACGCUGUGCCUUGCUCCACCACGAUCAACCGCAACAGAUUGGGUCGUGACAGGAAGAGGACCUUCCCCUUGUGCUUCGAUGACCAUGACCCUGCAGUUAUCCAUGAGAACGCAGGCCAGGUCGAGAGUCUGGUUCCCAUUCGUCUUGACAUGGAGAUCGAUGGACAGAAACUGCGAGAUGCCUUCACAUGGAACAUGAAUGAGAAACUCAUGACCCCAGAGAUGUUUGCGGAGAUUUUGUGUGAUGACCUGGACCUGAAUCCUCUGGCCUUUGUUCCUGCCAUUGCCUCAGCCAUUCGUCAGCAGAUUGAGUCCUACCCCGCUGACAGCGUACUAGAAGAGCAGGCAGACCAGAGAGUCAUCAUCAAGCUGAACAUCCAUGUGGGGAAUAUCUCGUUAGUGGACCAGUUUGAGUGGGACAUGUCAGAGAGGGAAAACUCCCCGGAGUCAUUUGCGCUGAAGCUUUGCUCUGAGCUGGGUUUGGGAGGAGAGUUUGUGACCACUAUCGCCUACAGCAUUCGAGGUCAACUCAGCUGGCACCAGAGGACGUAUGCCUUCAGUGAGAAUCCACUCCCCACAGUAGAGAUCGCCAUCCGCAAUACUGGAGAUGCGGACCAAUGGUGCCCCCUGCUGGAGACUCUCACAGAUGCUGAAAUGGAAAAGAAGAUCCGAGACCAAGACAGGAACACAAGGCGUAUGAGGAGACUGGCCAACACUGCUCCAUCAUGGUAGAAAGAGACAGGUUGAAGAUACUGAAGUGGACUCUCCUUGUCUCUUGUUGUCCUGCAAAUGGGUAUUUCUGUAAGAAAUGUGUGGUCACAUCAUUGACUGACACACACACUCACACACACACACACACACAUCCAUGUGUUCAGAGUUGCGCAUUAUAAUCAUUUCACUACUCGUCAUGUCAUUAACUCAAAUCUGAGCCCACGUCACUAUUAGAUGUGUUUCACAUAAAGGGUUAAUGUGAUAUCUCAUUACAUACCACGCCACUUUCACACUACACAAAAGAGCACACCAGUACAAUGACUGAUGUCACAUGAAUAUGAAUGGUCAGUCACACUAUUACAUUCUCACGUCUCAUGAACGAGGUUUGUCUCUUACUCUGUUUGCUGAAUCGUCAGCGAGUGAGAUAGUCGGCGUCCUGUUCUACGAACAUCUUGAACAGCGUUAUACUGGAGGUUUCUUUCAGAGCCGGUGAUUGCAACUCUUUGGAAAGACGAAACCAUGACUACACAUGAGAACAUGAAAUUAUACUGUUAAAUGAUGCCACUUUUCCACUACUCAGUCCCAG
Solea solea (common sole) is the source of this 1742-nucleotide messenger RNA. RefSeq names its product SWI/SNF-related matrix-associated actin-dependent regulator of chromatin subfamily B member 1-like. Lineage: Eukaryota; Metazoa; Chordata; Actinopteri; Pleuronectiformes; Soleidae. The coding region runs from base 71 to 1177 and encodes 368 amino acids. The record is from RefSeq and is a predicted model, not a curated record. Gene Ontology annotation, cellular component: nucleus; nuclear chromosome. Gene Ontology annotation, molecular function: transcription coregulator activity. The transcript is spliced from 9 exons. Gene Ontology annotation, biological process: chromatin remodeling; regulation of transcription by RNA polymerase II.